GUUCUAUGAGCUUGUUCGAAAAGUAGGAAAGGUUGAAAGACAAUGGCCAACAACGUAAACGAAUCGCUCAAUUCUUUAGGGUCGACGCUCCUGGCGAGAAGGAAGCGAUUGCCCUCACCGGAAAAUGUGGUUGUCAUCCUACCCGACGAGUCGUGCUUCGAAUACGCCGUGCCCGAGAAGAGCAAGAAGGCGCGCACGGAAGUAAAGGUGAACUGGAGCAAGGAGCAAACAGAUGCCCUCAUUCAGGAGUACAAAGAAAACCAGAUAGAGUUGGAAAAGCCGGACACCAACAAGGGAACGAUCUGGGAUGGGAUCGCGCAAAGGCUGAACCUGAAGUUUGGCAGCGUCCACGUCAGUGAGAACUGCAUGGCCAAAUGGCGCAGUCUGAAGAACACUUUCAAGAAGGUUGAGUUCAGCAGCCGGGGCCCUGCGUCCAAGAAGAAAUGGGCAUUCUAUGAGGUGAUGUGCAGUAUACUUGGGGACGAGGUGCGCGACCCCGAGCCAAGGAGGUACUACAAUAGCAACGCGAGUAUAAUCAAUGAAAUGCCUACUCUGAGCCACACUCCUACUAGAGCAGAACCCACCCAGCCGACCAUCAAGAUCAUAACAGAGCCAACUGCGGUGCUCAGUACACUUAAUCCGACCGCUAGCCAAGAGGAGCUACAUUACCCCAUAUGGUUUAAACAGUUUUACCAGGCGUAUAGAAAAAACGAGGAAAUGAAAAUCGCUAUGCUAGCCAAAAUCAGGACGGACAUAAAAACCAUGGCUGAUCGACAGUGCGCGGCCAUUGAACAGUUAGCCAGAGUCCUAUCCAAGGAUAGUGUUUGAAUAUAAACUAUGGCAAAGGAAUGCCUGAUUGUGCUCGAUAUUUACAUUUUAACUUUUAUUUGUGAAUUUGAGUGUGAUACAAUAUUCAUAGUAAAUUUAGUUUUCUAGUAUGAACCUCUU
This is a messenger RNA of Cloeon dipterum, 948 nucleotides long. RefSeq lists its product as uncharacterized. The record is from RefSeq and is a predicted model, not a curated record. The transcript has 3 exons. Lineage: Eukaryota; Metazoa; Arthropoda; Insecta; Ephemeroptera; Baetidae. The coding region runs from base 43 to 828 and encodes 261 amino acids.